GGCUAUUAGUAUAUUAGGGAAUGUCAAUAAGACACUUUCUUUUUUCUUUCAAUGAAUGAAUUUUGGUUCAUAUUGAAUUAAUUAAGGUCGUAAUUCAAAUUUUUUUUGAGAAAGUGAUUUCGAGUUUUUUAAAUUUGUGAAUUACCUACCAUAAAAAUUCUCAACUAUUUUAAUUCUAAAUAAAUCGUACUUAAUACAGGAGCAAAAUGACUGCACCUUUGAAUAAUCUGCUUUAUUUUUUCGACCGCCCAGCUCAGCCAAUUUUUCGGCCGAGAGGAGGAGAUUCAAACACCAUUUUUGAUGUUCCGGCCAAUUAUUACAUCGAUCGUUAUAAGCCAAUCGCAUCUCAACUCCAAACACGUGGUCCAAACACCAAUAUUAUUCCAGUAAAAGAAAUCACCGUCCCUGAUAUUUCAGUAGCAGCAUCAUUGGAUAAACGAGCCCUUUUUUCAGUUUUUAAUCCAUUUCAUAGAGAAGCCGCCAAUAACCUCAUCAAUGUUUUAAUGAACAUCGGAUCCCUGGAAGAUUUUCAAUCUGCUUUGGUUUACAUACAACCAAGAGUAAAUCCUUACUUAUUCAUAUACUGUUUGUCGGUAGCGGUGAUACACCGCAAUGAUACGAGAAACUUCAGACUGCCAUCUCAUGCUUGCUCUUUUCCUGAACUUUACGUCGACGGUGCUGUGCUUGCAGAAGUUCGAGCAUCAGGAACACUCGUAUCUAACGGCUCUAGAACUGCUAUCGAAAUUCCAAGAGAUUUCACUGCCUCUGACUCAGAUGUCGAGCAUAGACUCGCAUAUUUCAGAGAAGAUAUCGGUAUCAAUCUUCAUCAUUGGCAUUGGCAUUUGGUAUAUCCGACAGAAGGACCGCUUAAUAUCGUGAAUAAAGAUAGACGGGGUGAAUUAUUCUAUUACAUGCAUCAACAGAUUUUAGCUCGCUACAACAUUGAAAGGUUUUGCAAUGAUCUGGUGCGAGUCGGUCGAUUCAAUAGCUAUCGUGAUCCGAUUCCAGAAGGGUAUUUCCCGAAAUUGGACAGCAUCGUAGCCAGUCGUGUUUGGCCUCCUAGACAAGCUAAUGUUGCUUUACGAGACGUGUACCGUGAACUGGAUCAAAUGAUUUGUACUGUUGACGAUUUAGAACGUUGGAGAGACCGAAUUUACGAAGUUAUUCACCGUGGAGCUUACUACCGAGGAAACGAUUUGGUACCACUCAGCGAAAAUGAUGGAAUCGAUGUAGUUGGUAAUAUGGUCGAGUCUUCUAUCGUGAGCCCGAACAGAGUAUUGUACGGUAAUCUGCACAAUCAAGGCCAUAAUAUGAUUUCUUAUGUGCACGAUCCAGAUGGCAGAUUUUUGGAAUCUACCGGCGUUAUGUUUGAAAACACUACAGCUAUGAGAGAUCCGGUAUUUUACAGAUGGCAUAAUUCUAUUCAGGAUAUUUUCGAAGCGUAUAAGAAUACUUUAACCCCGUACACCACUCAACAACUGAGUUUUGAUGGCGUCACUGUUACUCAAGCUGAAAUUAUUGUAGAAGGUAGUAGAAACAAUACUCUGCAAACAUUUUGGCAACGAAGUCAGUUGGAUUUAUCCCGUGGACUCGAUUUCGUUCCAACUGGUCCAGUAUUUGCUACUUUUACGCAUUUACAGCAUAGUCCAUUUUCUUACAGGAUUACGGUACAAAACAGCGGUGCUCAGAGAGUAGGUACUGUAAGAAUAUUCUUAGGGCCCAAAAAUGAUGAACGAGGAUUACCUCUCCGUUUCCGUGAACAAAGAUGGCUAUUCAUAGAAAUGGAUCGUUUUACAACUACAUUGAGAGCUGGAUCCAAUACUAUUGAACGCAGAUCUAUCGAGUCAUCGGUAACCGCUCCAUUCGAGCAAACUUUCCGUUCUCUCGAUAACGCCCCUUUGACUGGCGAAGAAGCGCAGAACUUUAAUUAUUGCGGAUGCGGAUGGCCAGAUCACAUGUUAGUUCCCAGGGGUACGAGAGAUGGGUAUCCUUGCUCUCUUUUCGUUAUGAUUAGCAAUUAUCAAGAUGAUAGAGUUGAAAAUUCGUCAAUGGAUAACGGCGGCGGUGGUUGCGAUAACGCGGUUAGUUUCUGCGGUGUAAGAAAUAGUCGAUAUCCCGACCGCAGACCUAUGGGUUUCCCCUUCGAUCGAUUACCACGAGCUGGAGCACCGACUAUAAAUCAAUUCUUGACGCCGAAUAUGAGAGUACAAGAUGUUGUGAUAAGGUUUACUGAUAGAAUUGUGAAUGGACCAACUGUAACCAGUACUCAAGCCGGUACAGCUACUCAAGGUGGUACAAAUACGAAUACUCAAGGCACCCAGCAAACGAGACCGACUAGCAACACUGCUAACCAGCCUAAUAGGGGAACGCAGCAGCCUCAGAGGAGACCAUAAAGAUGUGGAAAAUGAAUCAUCUGUGAACAUUUUUUCGAUGUUAUCGUUGAAUUGUUAUGUACCUUAAUUAAUCGCACAAUGAAAUAUACAUUGUACUCAUAUACUUAUUAUUAAGAAAACACAUAAACACAUACCUAUACUUACCUCUACCUACCUUAUAAAAAUAAAAUUCAUUUAUGGCAA
Messenger RNA from Planococcus citri (citrus mealybug), 2576 nucleotides. RefSeq names its product phenoloxidase 1-like. The transcript has 12 exons. The record is from RefSeq and is a predicted model, not a curated record. Bases 207 to 2393 code for a protein of 728 amino acids. Lineage: Eukaryota; Metazoa; Arthropoda; Insecta; Hemiptera; Pseudococcidae.